CUCUUAGGUGUCUGUUUCUUGAAAUCAUCGACAAUCUUCUCUGCCUUCUUUCCUCUUUCCCGCACUCACUCUUAGUUCCCUUCCAAACCUCAGAUGAAUCUCAUCACCUUUCAUCAUCAAAUUAAUAACCUAAACAUACUUUAAAUUUUUUUUAAAGGGGGAAAAAUGUCAGCUCCACCUCGCUACAAUUCAAGCAGCCCUACGUCCGAUUCGAGCUCCGGCAACCCGAAAUUGGUGGCUCCGUCGUCGCUCAGCCGCUACGAGUCGCAGAAGCGGCGCGACUGGAACACGUUCGGGCAGUAUCUGAAGAACCACAAGCCGCCGCUGGUGCUGAGCCGCUGUAGCGGCGCUCACAUCCUCGAAUUCCUGCGCUACCUCGAUCAAUUCGGGAAGACGAAGGUCCACGGCGGCGUCUGCCCCUUCUUCGGCCACCCGCACCCGCCGGCGCCGUGCCCCUGCCCGCUGCGCCAGGCGUGGGGGAGCCUCGACGCGCUCGUCGGCCGCCUACGCGCCGCCUUCGAGGAGAACGGAGGGAGGCCGGAGACGAAUCCGUUCGGCGCACGCGCCGUCAGGCUAUACCUCCGCGAGGUGAGGGAUUCGCAAGCGAAGGCGCGCGGGAUUGCGUAUGAGAAGAAGAAGCGGAAGAAGCCGCUCAAGCAGCAGCAGCAGCAGCAGCAGCAGCAGAUGGAGAUGCAGGCGGUGGGAGGUGGCGUGGAGGAGGAGGCGGCGGGAUUGAUGUUGGUGGGAUCGUCAGCGGCGAGGGGAUCCAUCAUUCUUCCUUUAUCUGUGCUUAAUUAAGGAAAUUACUCAAAUUAGGGUUUCUUAAUUUUGUUGGUUGGUUUUCGAUGUUGAUUAAUUAGCCUUUUUUUGGGUAAACUGAUGAACUCAUUUUCUAGUUUAAUUAGCAGGGAUGAUUAAGGUUUUUCUUUUUUUGCUUUUUUGGUGGUUAAGCUAGACUUAGGGUUAAGUGCAGGAUGCUGUAUGGAUAUGCUAGUUUAGUUUAGUAAAUUAAAAUACAGUUUUUAA
Messenger RNA from Salvia splendens (bonfire salvia), 1026 nucleotides. RefSeq names its product protein G1-like1. Gene Ontology annotation, cellular component: nucleus. The coding region runs from base 166 to 798 and encodes 210 amino acids. The transcript has a single exon. The record is from RefSeq and is a predicted model, not a curated record. NCBI's taxonomy places the organism in Eukaryota, Viridiplantae, Streptophyta, Magnoliopsida, Lamiales, Lamiaceae. Gene Ontology annotation, biological process: response to light stimulus; mRNA transcription.